AUGAGCCAAUCAUUCUCCUUUGGCUUUGGGAGCGAUGACAUUGAAGAGAAUGGAGGUGAGAUGGCCGAUGUUGGGCCCUUGUCUUUGCAUGACACCCGGGAAAAUAAGCCUGUUGCUGUCACGGAGCCCAAAUUGCACAAGCUUCAAGAUCUGCUUUCUGCUCUUCCCUCCAAGAUCUCUUACCGUACAGUCCAAAUUCGAUCUCCCGCCGGCAUACUCAAUGUACCUCGGCGCGAGCUUUUUGAUAUACGAGCACAGCUGAUGGCCGAAGAUGAGAUCUCUGAUCAGUCCAGCCCAGUGGUCGGUCUUUCGACUGAUGACAUUACGCCAAAUGUUUACGAGGGAGGUUUCAAGACUUGGGAAUGUGCUGUAGACCUUGCUGGUCAUCUAUUCGGAAGUCUCAGCAAGGGUUGGGAAUUGGGAGGGCGAGUUGUGCAUGUCGUCGAGGUGGGCGCAGGCACAGCUCUUCCAAUUCUCGUGUUCUUCGACUUCUUCCUCAAACAAUUGUCACCCUCGUGGCGUGCCGUUCAUCUGUCGGUCGCUGACUACAACCUGUCAGUCCUGGCAAAUGCUACCCUACCUAACCUGUUACUCACCUGGUACUUUGUACAGUCCCCAGCGAUCCCCGAACCUGCAGGCGAUCUCGAGAUAACCCCGGACCUCCUUUCACGGUUCGUCAAGGACCUUUCGGACAAAGUCAUACAUAUAUCAGGCAUUUCAGGAACUUGGAACGAAGCGUUCACUGAUCUCCUCCUGCCAGUCGAGGAUCCUCAACGUCGGAGUCGAAUCGAGACCAUCUUCCUAGCGAGCGAGACAAUUUAUUCGCCUAAUUCGAUACAUGCUUUCACUCAGGUCCUUCUCAAGGCCUUGAAAAGCGCCGAGGAGACACAUGGGCAUGGAAGAGCAUUGGUCGCGGCAAAGAAAAUUUAUUUCGGUGUCGGUGGUGGUGUUGAUGAGUUCCUCAAGGUUUUGAACGAGCUGGGUGGCAAGGGAGCCACGGCCUGGGAGUCCAAGGACGAAGGCGUUGGCAGGGUCAUAGUGGAGGUCCAGAGCGCCGGUGGCAAUGCAGCCAAACGGUGA
Letharia lupina is the source of this 1080-nucleotide messenger RNA. RefSeq lists its product as uncharacterized. Gene Ontology annotation, biological process: peptidyl-histidine methylation, to form tele-methylhistidine. Lineage: Eukaryota; Fungi; Ascomycota; Lecanoromycetes; Lecanorales; Parmeliaceae. The transcript has 3 exons. Bases 1 to 1080 code for a protein of 359 amino acids. Gene Ontology annotation, molecular function: protein-L-histidine N-tele-methyltransferase activity. The record is from RefSeq and is a predicted model, not a curated record.